UAUUCCUUGAUUUCAUCAUCAUCGAUUUGUUUACAUAAUAAAAUCAAAAUUAAGCUUAACAACUAAGUAUCCAUCUUCUUCUCCCGAAUCAGAAAAAUGGAGUUCCCCUUCAAUCACAACACCUCCAACGUAACCCACACUCAUCACCACCGUCGUGACGACGACAACAACGAACAACAUUAUCCACCACCUGGUCACAACAAUUUAUCUUCCUUCAACCAACCACCACCACCACCACAUCAUCAACAACCACCUUUCUACCCUAACCCAUCAUACCCACCACCACCACAACAACAACCACAUCAACCCGAAACUCAAGUCUUCCACACCGGGCACGUGUCCCGUAAUGACAAUUUCAACAAUUACCCUCAACAACCACAACCUCACCAAGAAACUCAAGUGUUCCACACUGGACACGUGUCCCAUGAAAACUUCAACAGUUACCCUCAACCACCACCACCUCAAUCUCAUCAUCAACAACCCAGCUACGGCGCUGCGUACCCACCUGCACCACCAUCCGUACCGGAUCACACCUCCGCCCCAUUCCCAAACGCAACUGUUCACCAUGUUUCUCAUGAAACCCAUAACCCUCAUUUUCCUUCUUCCAACGUUCACCAUGUCAACCAUGAACCCACCGCUCCUCCUCUCUCCUCCAACAGAUCCACUUUCAAGAUUGUUACCAAAGCUUCACCCAAUUACUCUCUCACUAUCCGUCGUGGCGAGGUUGUUCUCGCUCCCUCUGAUCCCUCCGAUCAGCAUCAGCAUUGGUACAAGGAUGUGAAGUGGAGCACCAAAGUGAAGGAUAAAGAUGGUUACCCUUCAUUUGCUUUGGUCAACAAAGUAACUGGUGAGGCAAUUAAGCAUUCCAUUGGUGCCUCCCAUCCAGUACGGCUCAUUCGUUACAAUCCUGACUAUCUUGAUCAGUCAGUUCUAUGGACUGAGAGCAAGGACCAGGGUAGUGGCUACAGAGCUGUAAGGAUGGUCAACAAUAUUCAACUUAACAUGGAUGCCUUUCAUGGUGAUAAAAAUUCUGGAGGUGUACAUGAUGGCACUACUGUUGUCCUCUGGGACUGGAACAAAGGUGACAACCAACAGUGGAAGAUAUUGCCCUACUGAGCCGCGGAAGGCACUGUCAAUGGCUUUGAAGAUUCAUAAUCUAUAUCUAUAAGUUGAGAGGACUGUUGUCUCUUUUGUUGAGUGGUUUGUUUUUGUUAAACUUGCAUGUGUUUUGUAAGGUAUUAAAGGUUUGCAAUGAAGUUAUUGGUACCAAGCAACCAAAUAUAGAUUUUCAGUAGAACUGUCGUGUUGAUUGCAAGUAUAACAAUAUUCGUUUGAGGUUGCUCUUUAUAUCCUAAUGUGAUUUGGUGUGAACCAUUAUUACUUUUGAGGGUACACAACAUCAUGUGUAAAACAAUGUAUGCAUCGUAUGGUUUCAAUGUUUCAUUUUUCAUACUAUCA
Molecule: messenger RNA, 1458 nt
Organism: Medicago truncatula (barrel medic)
Lineage: Eukaryota; Viridiplantae; Streptophyta; Magnoliopsida; Fabales; Fabaceae
Product: ricin B-like lectin EULS3
Exons: 4
Coding region: 97-1116 (339 amino acids)
Source: RefSeq, a predicted model, not a curated record